Molecule: messenger RNA, 7255 nt
Organism: Brienomyrus brachyistius
Lineage: Eukaryota; Metazoa; Chordata; Actinopteri; Osteoglossiformes; Mormyridae
Exons: 10
Coding region: 3060-4682 (540 amino acids)
Source: RefSeq, a predicted model, not a curated record
GUAAAAUUCCCAGUGUUAAAUUUGCAGUGUUAAAGUGUAUUGACUCUAUCAGAGUCAUUAUAACAACAGCUGAAGUAAAACGCCCCCCAGUGCUGGUGUUAAUUCGCGGAGUUAAAAGACGCAGUGUCAGAAUGACUCUGAAUCAGAAUCAGAUAACUUUAUUGAUCCCGGAGGAAAUUGCUUAUGUGAUGAUUGUCACAACACACAAAGACACAGAGACACAAGAACAAUAUAAAUAAUGGUCUAGAUAAAUCCGAGUAGAGAUCUGUACAAAGAAAACCACAAUAUGGAAAGACUAUGCUACAUACAGAAAUGCUUGGUAUAACAUCUGUAAGUCACGCAGCUGAGUGAAAACUAUUGACAUAGUGGUAACUUUGAAUAAAUUAUUGCAAUCUGGAGCUGGAAAGCUCCUCCCACCACAGACUCAUUUUCAAACCGACAGGAGUUUUCACGGCGCCAUUUUUGCAGGCGAGUUACAACGGUAAGCUUUUCAUAUUUGGUUAUUAAACCAACAAUUGGACAUUUUCAACAACAGGCAGCAUGUUAAAAUAACGAUACAAUCUGACUGUCCACAUUUCUGAAAUAUUUCAUUUUGUUCCAGAAGCAAAUGUGACCGUGUCUAAUUGCAAACGUAAAGUCGUUAAUUAGCUAAACAAGUUGGCUGCUAUCGGUGUUGGCUAAGACUGUAAGGCCAGUGUUCGAAAAUUAUUGCAGUGUGUAGUGGAGAUUGUGUUGUGUUCUAGCAUGUUCGAAAUUCUGCUAAAUUAAACCCUCCAUGUGUUGGGAGCUCCGUAUUAACAUUAACUAGCUAACUAGCAUUUUGGCUAACCUAGGUGCGCGGGCAGUCCGCUCGUUACCUUUACAUUUUAAAUGAGGUAACGAUUAACUAGUUAACAUUUUACACUAACGUUACGUCUUUUUCACUUGUUUUUGGUUUCUAUGGAGGACGUUUUGAGUAGGGUUAUUGUUUUAUUUCAACUAGUGAUGCGUGGUUACAACCAACACGCGAUAUAAGCUUGAUAAAGUUAAAAAAAAAAAAGGUCCAGGAUCCAUUUUAUAAUGCUUUCUUUUAGUUAUUUGAACUUAAGAUGACAGCAUUUGUAUCUGUAAUAAGUUGACUUGAUGGUGACGUUACUAAUGUUGAAUGGUGAUAUUGACACAAGUAACGUUAUCUGUUCCUUUUUGCUGUUUUGCAAUUGCCAGACUUCAGUAUGUUAAGCUAACGUUGAAGGAAAUGCUGACUCUCUAGUGCUAAGUUAGAUAAAUUAGCGAUUAGACUGUGGUAAGAACAGACACAUGGGGAAGGUUUGGGGAGGCUGCUGCACCACUGUACUGAAGAAGGUAAACGUAAUUUAACUGUGUUUUUGUUUUUUUGCUCUGGUUUCAAGUAGAGGUCGACCGAUAUAUCGGCCGAUAUAUCGGGCCGAUAUUUGACAUUGUUUUAAUGUAUCCGCAUUGGCCGAUAUGCGAGUGUAGUACGCCGAUUUACAGACAGGCAAGUCUGCGGAUAUCCCGGUGUUAUUGUUACUGUGGAACACGUGACCCAUGCUGCCUCGUGCAGGGCCCCAGCCAGAAGUUUUGAAAGAAUCCAGGGAGAAAACGGUAAGGCUUAAAUUCUGAUCUUUCAAAGACCUAUUUAUUUAACUGGUUUGCUAUGGAAUGUUGAUCUAAAAGAAACGGGAGCGCUACUGAAAUAGAGCGUGAAUUACGCUGUGGGGAACUGGUGUGAUGAUAAUGAGUCUUCAACCAACUGACAGUUUUGUGGACUUGUUGGUGGGCUCACGGACGUUUUUUAAUCAAAAAUUAUUUUAACUUUUCACUUUAGCCGAGGCUAACAAUGGUCCUUCCUUGCAACUUGUUUACAUCUGACAGCGUAGAUUCGAACGAUUUGUCAGAUGUCUAGAUAAAAAGUGCACGAGUUUGCGUAGUUUGUGACGUUGUCGACGGAAACUAUCUCUAGGGGCCGACGUUGUCCUUGCAUACAAGGCUGUCUAAUACAACAGUUAUAUUAUUUUCUGCGAUGGCUGCAUUAUGAUUGUGAAUUUGGCUUGUUAGCUGUCUGUCUGCUAACAACAGCCUUGUACACUACUCAUCAUACCAUGAUGCACUUGGUUACUAGUGUUUUUUCUUUCAAAAUAUGAGUGUUAUUGUUUUAAUGUGCAUGGAAUACUGGAAUUGUAGAAUGAAUUGAAGAUGAAGGCACUAUAAUGAAAAUGCUAAUGUUGCAUUUUUUUCUUCUGUUGUAGUAAUUGCUGUCUGAUGGCUGAACAAAAAUGGACUGGAAGUGUGAUUAAAACUGAAGAUAACAUGAACAUAAAAACAUGAGUUUGCCGCUAUAUUGUGCACUAAGAGAUUCUGAUCCUGCUAUUUUUAUUGUUUACAAGUUGUAUUGUGUUUUUAUUUAAGUUUAUAUUUAAAUUUACUCAAGUCAGUAUUCAAUAAAUGCCGAGUUGAGAUUUUGUUUGUAUCGUUUGUUAUUGUUAGUGUGAUAUUUUACCAUGCAAAUAGAGGGGAAAACGUCCAAUUAUCAGCCAGAAAAAAUCGGCAGCAUGUAUCGCCAUCGGCUGACCCUGACUCCUAAUUAUCGGCUUCGGCUAUUGAUAAACCCAUAUCGGUCGACCUCUAGUUUCAAGUUAUGAGUAGAGUAACAUUACAUGACAUGGUUUCAAUACAGUGAAGCAGGAUUUUCGGUAGUUAUUUAGAAGUACUAGUAAUUCUCAUGCCCUGCGAUGGGCUGGCCCCCCAUCCUGGGUUGUUCCCUGCCUCGUGCCCAUUGAUUCCGGGAUAGGCUCCGGACCCCCCGCGACCCAGUAGGAUAAGCGGUUUGGAAAAUGGAUGGAUGGAUGGAUAGUAAUUCUCAUGUAGAUGAAACACUCAGUUAGUAUAGGCCAAUGAAGUUAGCCAACCACCGCAAACUACAGCCAGAGAGCUGAAACACCUGUUAUACUCAAAUAAAUGUAACAUGGAAGACACCAUAAACAUAGGGAGGGGUUACUGCAGGGCUGUUUUGCUCGUAUUUAUGGGACUGUUAAUAUUCACUUUUUUCUGUUUAUUGUUCAAUGAAGUGCACUGACUAUAAGAAAUUACUGUCUACAGGAAGCAUGCUGCUUAAAGCAAAACUCGGAGGUGUGCAGAAAUUUGUCAGAGUUUCUGAGCCAAGCCUUAAGGAAUUUUUGAUUGCCGCAUUUGCAAAGUUUGGUGUGCCAGCCAUAAUAGAAGGUGUGAAAGUUUUUGACAGUUCAGGGACUGAGUUGGAUGAUGAUGUAUUUGAAGAUAUAGUAACGGAUCCCUCAACUGGGGUACUAACCAUCAAAUAUGACACAGGUUUGGAAACAGCUGCUACAGAAGUGUCUCCUGAGCAGUCGCAGUUAUCAUCGUCACAUUCUUCAGAUUCACAGGACACGGUCAUCCUUUCAGACAGCCCUUCUAGCAAACGCAGGAAGCUGGACGCAGAAGCUAAGCAAUUGGUGGAAUCCAUUCUCACCAGCAAAUCUGGCGGAGAACGUAUAAUAAAUGAAUACAUUCGAACCAAGUCCUUGGUGGAUGAAACCAGAAGAAAAAUGGUGAACAUACUGGUAGCUGACAUGACAGAAAAAAAUGGAACAUCACCACCACGCCAGGUAAAAGAAAUGUAUGCCAGAGGAAUUGUAACCUUAUUCCCCUACCUCAGUGACCCGUACUCCAAAAAUGGCUAUGAACAUUAUUAUGAUGGUGAGAGUGGCACUGGGUACUUGGCCUGGAGGAUUAAAACCAUACAGAGAUGCAGUGCUAAAGACAGGCGAUUAUCAUUUGGAGGAGAUGGAUCAUCGGGUGAAAACCAGUGUGGAGGACCAACUGGAAGACGAGAGUUGCAGUUUGUUACAGAGAAGGUGCUGAGUGAGGAUGAGUGCAAGGAAGCAAUCUCACUGAUGAAACAUUCAGCUGAUGAAGACACAGUCAAGAAGAAGAUGAAGUUGACAGCAGUUUAUCGCCGCAACAUGGUCCUUGACCCCUUGCUGUCAAGCAACAUACUGUCCUAUUUUCCACGUUUUAAAGAUAUCAAAGGCUUGAUUGAACAGGAUUUUGUACUGAUGUUUGGUGAGGAUGUAUCAGGCAGGUUUCUGGAGAGGUGGCCAACAACAUUCAAAGGAAAGAUUAUCCAACAAGGCAGAAAGCUUCCUUCUGCCAGUGACCUGGAAGAACUCUUGCUGGCAGCUGACCCUCCUGAGGAUGCCACUGAAGUUAAUGCUGACAUUGGUUGGGACAGUGACCUUUCAACAAUUUUAUUGCUAUUACAUCUGAUUCCACCAUCUGGACAGGGUCGGAAAAGACCAGGAAAGGUGUCAGCUUCCCAAGCGGAAAAGCAUCUUGUGGUCUUCAAAAAGACUGGGACAAAUAUCCAAGAGCAUCUUGAUGCCAUCACUACUAGCACUCAACCCUACCUCUUGGCUGUUGGGGUGAAGAAGAAUGACAUCCACCAGUACUUCAUUAUUCUUGACAAGAACGCCAUACCAUGCAAGUCAACCUCUUCUCUAGGUUCUUUUGAUGAAUUGUUUAAAGCACAUUUUGUGUUUGGUACAUCUUACAACACCAUGCUUCACAACAUGUACACAUUCAUCCAAACCACUGUGUACAACAUAGAUGUUGGCAAAGUCAAAGAAAGUCCCCGAGUUGCUGAAGUAAGGGCAAGGUUGCUUCAUUAGUGCUUGAAGUUUGAAUCCCAUUGAAUUCCUCCAUGAAGUGUUUUGUCUGUCAGGCUGAGUUUACUGGUUCAAAAAUGCUUGUUAGGCAUUUACGGUUAGUUCAUGGUUAUUUACCUGGAAAAAAUCUUCGCCUUAAAUGUGCCCAGCGUGGCUGUGGCUGUGUGUUUGGUACUUUUUCUGGUUUUAGAAAACAUUUAAAUACCAAACACCUUAACUAUUUUGACCAACAGGCUGACACUGAUGUUAAUCUCCAGCCUGAUGUGGCAGUUAAACAAGUUAGCAGUGCAGGGGAGGUGGUGUCAACUAAUGUAGAAGAGACACCCACAACAUCCGAAAUAUUGAAGUCAAAUAAAAGCACUCUGGAUAUGUGUGCCUCUGCUGUUGCACAGCUCAGGGCAGCGGGAUUAAGCCAAUCUACUGUAAAUAGUUUUGUCUCCUCAAUGGAAGAACUGUUUUUUGAGAUUCAUACUCAGGCUAAAGAUACAGCCUUACAGAGCUUACCUUCACAGGACACCACAAGUAAAAACAAAUUUGAGCAGUCAUUCGAAAACUUUGAAAACCCAUUCACACUGUUAAAUUCAGAAGCUAAACGAAAUAAACACUUUAAACAAAAAUGGGCAACUGUUGACCCUGUUGAAAUUGUGCUUGGCACAAGAUUUGACGGUAGAAGAAACAAGAUUACAGGGACUUAUGAUCAAGUCAUUGUAACUGAUAGGUUUGCAUAUGUUCCCAUUUUGGAAACACUGAAACAAAUCUUUCAAAACCACCAUGUUGUUGACAUAUUCAAGUCCAGGAAUAUACCCAGAGAAGGUGUGUAUACAGAUUUACACGAUGCUGCCUAUGUUAAAGGAAGUCCCCUAUUUUCUACAGAAAAAGAUGCCUUACAAAUUCAACUAUUUUAUGACGACUUUGAAACUGCAAAUCCCUUGGGCUCUAAAAAGGGUGUACAUAAGUUAGGUGUAAUAUACUUUACACUAAGGAAUUUUCCCCCAAUCUUUAAUUCCUCUUUGGUUAAUAUUCAUUUGUGUGCUCUUUUUCAUGCACAAGAUUCCAAGCGUUAUGGCUUUAAUUCAAUACUUGAGCCACUUGUCAAUGAUCUGAAAGUACUUGAGACAGAGGGCCUGAAAAUUCCCAUGUUUAAACACUUGAUUCAUGGCACUGUAGUCCAGGUCACUGGGGAUAAUCUUGGCUUACAUAGUCUGUUUGGGUUUGUGGAGUCGUUUGCAGCUCGAUAUUGUUGUCGUUUCUGUCUGCUUGAGAAAGAUUGUUUUCAAAGUGUGUUCUGUGAAGAUGAUUCUGGUGUUGUACUAAGAACUCUUGAUAUGCAUAAGCAGCACUGUGAAAGUUUACAAAGAGAUCCUACGCUACCUCAUGUAUGUGGUGUGAAACGCAGUUGUCUCUUGAAUUCACUUAAAUAUUUCAACACAGCUAACAAUUUUUCUGUAGAUAUCAUGCAUGACAUUUUGGAGGGAGUUGCUCAGUUAGAGGUGAAACUUGUUCUGCAGUACAUUCAGGAGAACUUCCUAAGUGCUGAACAGCUUGCUGGUAGAAUACAUGCCUUUGACUAUGGCUACAAUCAGCGACGAAACCGCCCUCCAAGGGUAAAGUUGUUUGAUGGCAGUAAUGAUUUAGGGUUAAAUGCAAUUCAGUCUUGGUGCUUAUUGCGUAACGCUCCGUUGCUGUUUGGUGAUUUAGUACAGACAGAUGAUAAGCUUUGGCAUCUUCUACUUCUGCUUCUACAAAUUGUCAAUAUUAUAUUUUCACCAGUGCUAUCAGAAGGUAUGACCAUCUACCUCAAACAUUUAAUUAUUGAUCAUCAUCAGCUCUUUAAGCAGUUAUUUCCUACAAUCAGUCUCCUACCAAAGCAUCACUUCAUGAUACAUUACCCUCGCAGUAUCCGAAACAUUGGCCCAAUUCUGCACAUGUGGUGCAUGAGAUACGAAGCCAAACAUAAUUUCUUUAAGAAACAAUUAAAAAGCUUUAAAAACAUUACAAAGACAUUGGCCAAAAAACACCAAAGUUGUAUGGCAAUGUAUUGGGAGUCCUUUAGUCUGGAAAAAUUAGCCUUAGGACCAGGAAAGAUGGUGACACUUGGAGAGCUGAAAGAAGGUCCAGAAAUUGCCUUAAAAAUUGGAGCUGUAUUGUCUACCAGUGUGUUUUCAGCUAAAUGGAUAAAACAUCAUGGUACAGAGUACCGCCCUGACUUUAUCAUCUGUACAGAGGUAGUGUCUGAGAUGCCUGUGUUUUGUAAGAUCAAGAGUAUUGCUGUGAAAGAUGACAUUGUAUUGCUUUGCGGAAAACUGAUGGAAACCCUGUGUUUGGAUGACCAUUACCAUGCAUUUAGGGUCAGAAUGCAUCCCAAUAUGGUUCUGAAAGUGUUAAACAUAAAUGAGCUGUGUUACUUCAAACCACUUGAUCUUCAACUGAAGUAUGGCACGUCAGAUUCCUCCCUGUAUGUUGUUCCAUAUUGUCAUUUUAUGUAGAACUAAAGUCAUUGUUUUAAAGUGUUUUAUAUACUACAUGAGAUGUUUUAAUAUUUUUAGCCUGACAUUAAAAUAAAGCAGUUAAACCUA